This is a messenger RNA of Labrus mixtus (cuckoo wrasse), 1821 nucleotides long. It is a transcript of the gene slc38a8b, whose product is annotated as solute carrier family 38 member 8b. NCBI's taxonomy places the organism in Eukaryota, Metazoa, Chordata, Actinopteri, Labriformes, Labridae. Gene Ontology annotation, biological process: amino acid transmembrane transport. The transcript has 10 exons. Gene Ontology annotation, molecular function: amino acid transmembrane transporter activity. The record is from RefSeq and is a predicted model, not a curated record. Bases 147 to 1475 code for a protein of 442 amino acids.
UAUGUUGCCGUUCAACUCAUCAGGUUUUUCCACACGAAACUGAAGAUUGGCACACACCACUGGACUUCUACGAAUACAUUAGUCGUGUUGAAGAUAUUUUAGAAAAUAAAAACCCACAGUCAAAGCUUCUUAUCUGUUUUGGAACAAUGGAGGAACUGGCCCGGGAGAGCAUCAGCCUACUGGCUCGCUCUGCGUCUCACGCGGACCCGCCUCGGCUCGGCUCCUUAGGUGCGGUGUUCAUCAUGCUGAAGUCCGCGCUGGGAGCCGGACUGCUCAACUUCCCCUGGGCCUUCGAGAAAGCGGGAGGAGUGAACACCGCCAUCAGUGUGGAGCUGGUUUCUCUGGUUUUCCUCAUCAGUGGUUUGGUGAUCCUGGGCUAUGCCUCGUCAGUCAGCAGACAAAAGACGUAUCAGGAUGUUGUUAGUGAGGUGUGUGGACGAGCUGUGGGCCAACUCUGUGAAGUCUGUUUCUGCUUCAACCUCUUCAUGAUAUGUGUGGCCUUCUUGGUGGUGGUGCAGGACCAGCUGGAGAAAUUGUGUAUUUCUUUAUAUGAGACUGUGACUGGGUCCAGUGAGGUAGACAUGCCGUAUCACUGGUACACCGACCAGCGAUUUGCUCUCUUCAUCAUGUGCCUCGUCAUCAUCCUCCCCCUGUCAAUCCCAAAAGAAAUUGGCAUCCAGAAAUACACAAGUGUGUUGGGGACGCUGGCUGCUACGUAUCUGUGUGUGGCAGUGAUCGUCAAAUACUACCUGAUGGAGAGUCAUUCUGUUAUAAUAACUCCUGAGCACAGCCAAGGUGUCGGUUCGUGGGCUUCAAUGUUCAGUGUUGUGCCGACCAUCUGCUUCGGCUUCCAGUGCCAUGAAGCUUGUAUAGCAAUCUACAGUAGCAUGGAGAACCAGAAGCUCUCCCACUGGGUGCUCAUCUCUGUGCUCUCCAUGUUUUUCUGUUUACUCAUCUACACUCUCACAGGCGUGUAUGGCUUCAUGACGUUUGGAAGAGAUGUUGCCUCCGAUAUUCUGAUGUCAUAUCCAGGAAAUGACGUGGUCAUGAUCAUUUCCAGGCUACUUUUCGGAAUAUCAAUUAUUACUAUUUAUCCAAUUAUUCUUCUUCUAGGGCGGUCUGUGAUCCUGAACUUGGUGCUGCGAAUUCAAAGACGUCGUCGGGGAAUCGUCACUCAUUUGUUUGAGAGUCGCUGCAGAGUUAUUCUCACUGUGAUCUGGAUCUCCAUCACUCUUGUCAUUGCAAUGUUUGUGCCCGACAUGGGUGAGGUCAUCAGUGUCAUUGGAGGAAUCAGCGCCUUCUUCAUCUUUAUUUUUCCUGGUCUUUGCUUAGUGUGCAUUAUGCAGAGUGAACCUGUGACUGCAAGAGUCAGGGUGGUUUGUACAGUAUGGGGAGUCAUAACAAUUGUAGUUGGAGCCUUCAUCUUUGGACAGAGCACAACCAUCGCUAUCAUGGAGCUUUUCCACAAAUUCUGAAUACCAGUGACGGCAGUGGCCGCUGGUAAUUUGUUCUGUGAAGCUCACCUCUUGUUGCUGAAUGUUGCAGUUUUGGUGCUGGGUGUUAGUUGCAAUAUUAGCCCUUUCAAGGCCAUCCAUGACUCUGAUAUGAAAUAUUUACUGUGAAAGUUAUGCAUAAAUAUUUGAUUUGAUGAUUGUUAAUAGUAAAAUAUGUAAAAUGUGAAAGGGAAGAUGUCAGAAUAUGUUAUUAGUAGUUCAAUGGUCAAGUUGUUACACAUUUUUUGUUUGAAUAUAUGUGCUUGUUUUAUUAUUUGGACGUGGUAUACCAAUAAUAUACUUGUAUUUUAAAUUAGAGAUCAAAGUA